GAAAUCAUGGAAUACAGCGUCCAUCUUUGCUUGGGGUGAACGCCCCUUAUUUUUUGCCCCCUUGAAUCUGGCAGUAUUUCCAUCCCUUUCUAAUUGCCAGCCUGUUUAUUCUAUCUCUCCUUUCCUCAUCCCACGAUGGAAGGCGUCGUAUCUACACCAGGCACCGUCGGUGUCGUGGCAAGUAAGGAAGCCGGUCAACCGCCAGAAUAUGCCCCAGACGAACACGAUCCACGGCGGUCGGCCGUAGAAGGCGGAAGCGGCCAGGAAGAUGCCCAGUACCAGUCCAUCGUCCCCCGGCCCAAGGACGCAAUACCACCGCCCGGCAAAGUGGGGACAUCGCCCCCAUCGCCUUCGUCACCACGGAGGGCGUCGAGAGAACGCCACCACCGCGACAGCGCCGGCAGCGACCUGAUCGAGCGCCGGCGGUCGAGGUCGUCGACGACCAGCAGCGCCGCGGCGCACAAGGAGCGGCGCGCGGACCCUCGGCUGGACGUGAACCUGCCGUACCGGACGCUGACGGCCGACGCCAACUUUGACGAGUUCACGACCGAGAACCCGGCCGGCAAGAUCCCCGGUCCCGAGUCGCGCCGGGGCCCCGACGGCCGCCCCUACAGGCUCGUGACGUUCGUGCCGGGCGACCCCGAGAACCCCAAGAACUGGUCCCGGGCCUACAAGUGGUACGCCACCAUGAUCGUGGCCGCCACCUGCUUCGUCGUCGCGUUCGCGUCGAGCGUCAUCACGGCCGACAUCGCCGGCAUGGCCGAGGAGUUUGGUGUUGGCCAGGAGGUGGCGCUGGUCAGCAUUACCGUCUUUGUCGUCGGUUUUGGUGUUGGUCCCAUGAUCUUUGCGCCGCUGUCUGAGAUUUACGGUAGACGCAUCAUCUACGGCUCGACCCUCCUCGUGGCCGUCAUCUUCAUCAUCCCGUGCGCACUCGCGACCAACAUCGAGACGCUGCUGGUCUGCCGCGCCAUCGACGGCAUCGCCUUCUCGGCGCCCAUGACGCUCGUGGGCGGCACGCUCGCCGAUUUAUGGCCCAACUCGGAGCGCGGCGUGCCCAUGGCCGCCUUCAGCGCCGCGCCCUUCAUCGGCCCGGCCGUCGGGCCCCUCGUCGGCGGCUACCUGGCCGACGCGACGAGCUGGCGGUGGCUGUACUGGAUCCAGCUCGUCCUCGCGGGGGUCGUGUGGGUUCUGAUCACCUUCACCGUGCCCGAGACGUACGCGCCCACGAUCCUGGCGCGCCGCGCGGGCAGGCUAAGGCGCGAGACGGGCGAGCGCGGCCACGUCACGGAGCAGGACCUGGACAUGCGGCCGGCGGGCGAGCGGCUGGGCGUCUUCCUCGUCAGGCCGUUCCAGCUGCUGUUUGGCGAGCUGAUUGUGUUUUUGAUCUCGCUGUACAUGAGCGUCUUGUACGGCCUGUUGUACAUGUUCUUUAUUGCGUUUCCGAUCAUAUACCAAAAGGGCAAAGGCUUCACAGCUGGACAGACGGGUCUCAUGUUCAUCCCGUGCGCCAUAGGCGUCCUCAUCUCUGCCUUCUGCGCGCCGUUCGUCAACAACCACUACCUCAAGCUGGUGCGCAGGCACAGCGGCAAGCCGCCGGCCGAGGCGCGGCUGAUCCCCAUGAUGUGCAGCUGCUGGUUCAUCCCGGCGGGGCUCUUCAUCUUCGCCUGGAGCUCGUACCCGCAGCUCUCGUGGGCGGGACCGGCCAUGGGCGGAUUCUGCGUGGGGUUCGGGUUCAUCUUCCUGUACAACUCGGCCAACAACUACCUGGUGGACUCGUACCAGCACCAGGCCGCGUCGGCGCUGGCCGCCAAGACCUUCAUCCGCAGCUUCUGGGGCGCCGCCGUCGUGCUCUUCACCGAGCAGAUGUACGACCGCCUGGGCGACCAGUGGGCCUCGACGCUCAUUGCCCUCAUCAGUGUCGCCUGCUGCGCCAUCCCGUUCCUGUUCUGGCGCUACGGCGCCGCCAUCCGCCGUCGGAGCAAGUUUGCCUACGGCGGUGAUGACGAUGAGGUCGAGGAGGGGCACAUGUCGUCGUCGUCGGACGCGGAUGUGGAGAAGGGCAAGACCGCGGCCGCGCAGGAGCCGGCUAGGGACAUGGAGGAUCUGAGGAGGGCGCAGAGCUAUGUCAGUAACCCUUGAGCAGCUCGAGGGGCUGGCUGGACGGCGAUGGACGCGUAAAGGAUGGGGUUUCGGCGAUUAUGUCAGUCUCCUUUCAGGUGGGGGUAGAGGUAAAAGAGGGGAGGAGAGCUCGAUAUUAAUUAAUAGACGAUAGAUUUUUUGCGAGGAUACGGAGGAAAAUAUAAAGUAGAACCGAUCACUUGUCGGAGCUAAAGCAACAUGAGGGUUAUUGCGCAAACGUAGCCCCUGAAUCGCACAGUGUUUGGUGUGCAGGCU
Molecule: messenger RNA, 2394 nt
Organism: Gaeumannomyces tritici R3-111a-1
Lineage: Eukaryota; Fungi; Ascomycota; Sordariomycetes; Magnaporthales; Magnaporthaceae
Exons: 5
Coding region: 136-2139 (667 amino acids)
Biological process (GO): transmembrane transport
Molecular function (GO): transmembrane transporter activity
Source: RefSeq, a predicted model, not a curated record